GGAUGCUCUCACCUAAUUUCCAAAGAAAUCAGAGAUUAUGAUCACCUAUUGCAGAAGAAAAUAAAAGAAGAAUUGGGAACUUCAGGUUUAAUAAAAGAGUACUUCAAAACCCCCUCUUAAGCCUGAGAAGCAAAUUGAAAUAUUUCUCUCCUCUUGAAAGGAGAAUCGUUCAGAUUGCCUGUAUCAACUCCUCAUCUCUUUGCACUAAGAUAAUUAAGAAAAAGCUCGAUAAGAGGAAUAAACCUACUGUGAAUGAAGACUUUACUCAUCAAGAUGUUGCAGAAACAAUAAACAAGUUUGAAGAUUUGAGCUUCAAAGUGAAAGAUGCUAAAGCAGCUUCAGGAGCAUGCAAAUCCUCAUUUGUACUUUCCAAAAAGUUAGAGACAAUGAAACAGAAGAAGGAGAGAGCUCCUUCAACAAAUCAAAAGUUGCAAAUUUCAAAUGAAGAGAAUGCCAAGGGAUUCCUCAAGUUUAGCACCUAG
Molecule: messenger RNA, 482 nt
Organism: Moneuplotes crassus
Lineage: Eukaryota; Ciliophora; Spirotrichea; Euplotida; Euplotidae
Source: the annotation of a GenBank genome assembly